Molecule: messenger RNA, 2007 nt
Organism: Caenorhabditis elegans
Lineage: Eukaryota; Metazoa; Nematoda; Chromadorea; Rhabditida; Rhabditidae
Gene: otpl-8
Product: Otopetrin-2
Exons: 14
Coding region: 3-1862 (619 amino acids)
Biological process (GO): proton transmembrane transport
Cellular component (GO): membrane; plasma membrane
Molecular function (GO): proton channel activity
Source: RefSeq, marked reviewed
AUAUGUUGAUGGUCGAUGAGCAACUAAAAAUAGGGGCGACGCCAAUGUACAGCCCAAGUCACAAUCCUAUUGUGAUAGCAGAUGAUAUGGAGAAGGGUGGAAGCGACAGCGAUAGUCUACCAUCAUCACCCACACAUCAUCAUGAACUCUACCGACGACCUUGGAUUCAUGAGCCAAGAGCCACUAACUUCUUUGUGCGCCUCAUAACCAGUUUAUAUGCACUAAUCUUAACUAUAAUAUCAUUGGUGGUUGAAGUCUCACCGACAUGGAGAACCGAUAUGUGGCUUGCUGAAACGAUCUUCUACAUAUCAAUGUAUGGAGUUGGCAUUCUGUUUUUCGCGUACUGCUAUAUAUUUAUAAUUUAUCCCGGGCCGUAUAAUCAAUUAAUAUCAGUGCUCAGAAAAUAUAAAAUUAUCAAAAACUCAGAGGUCUGGUUCAUAAUGCAAAGCCAACACAAUGGAGAAGGAGCUGGCACAUUGUACUUACGACUGGGUGCUCUUUUUUUCGGAAGCGUUGGAAUUGUUCUAUUCGGAUUGGAGCUGUUUCUGUGUAUUGAAAAUGUUGCAUGCAAAAAAGUUGCGAUUGCGAAAAUGAUUGUGGCAAUAGUAUUCACCUUUAUUCAAAUGCAUUUCAUUUUUUGCAAUUCCAAGAUAACUGUAAACAGUUCUCGUAAAAUUGUUGCGUUUGGUAUGAUGCACCUGAUAUCGGUGAAUUUAUGGACAUGGUUUCGAUUUGUGCUGGCUAAACAAGAAGCUAAAGCCCACAAAAAAGCGCAACUUAAACAGACAUUUCGAAAGUACUAUUCCUCAUCCUCGUCAUCAUCUUCCGAAGAGAUUCACGAGUUGAUAAGCGCAGUUCUUAACUCAACGCUCAACAACACUCCGGCGACAAAGACGAUGGAGCCAGUGGCCAGCAGAUUGUUUGCUCUCGAGCACUUCGGAGAUGUUGCCACAUUUUUGACCACUUGCAUUGUGGAGUACUCGUUAAUUGGUGCUGCAAUCAUGUUUAUUUUGUGGAAGUCAAUAGGUCAAAACAAUCAUCAACAGAGUAACAGUGGGAAGCGAAAAGUGAAAAUGAGGAUUGAUUGCAGCUCUUCAUCUACAGGCUUAUUUGCUGGAAUCAUAUUCCUUAUUGGCUCUUUGGUCUCCAUGGGAAUGUACACAAUAUUCGAAUCAUUGCGAAACAGCUCUGGGGCUCAAUUAGUAUUUGGUAUUGUGGAUUUGUCACUCUUUUCAAUUGCCCUUGGCGCAUGUAUCAUUGGUCUAUGGAGAAUGCGACAUCUUCAGUACCGUCUACAUGCUCACGGGGAAGUAAUUGAUGAGAUUUUGCUGAUAAUUGGUUUGAUUGGAGAAAUUUUGUACUGUGCAGUUGGAAUCGAUGUAUUCAUAACUUGUCGCAGAUCUGCUGAUCUCACUGUUAGCGCAUUGCCGGCGUUUGUUUUUGUGAUUCGAAUGAUUCAAGUUGUGGUUCAAGCCGCUUUCAUACUCACUACUUCAAGACUUCGCUGUCUUUCCAAAUACUCGAUGAAAUAUAAACCUGGAAAGGAAAUCAUAACAUUUUUACUCGUCUCCAAUGUUACAUUAUUCGUCUUCCACACUUUUGAAGGCAUGAAAUCAAGUUUCGGGUUUUCUAGCAAAGCAGCUACUCAAUAUAAUUACAUUAUUUACGCAGUGGGACCAUUGCUGGUUUUCUAUAGAUUCCAUAGUUCAGCAUGUCUUGCCGAGAUAUGGAAGCACACAUACAGCACAAAAAGCAACGAAUACGAUCAUGAACACAUGUCCCUUUCUGAUAGUAACUUAACCGCAAUCACCCCAAUUUCUGAUAUCAAGGAGAUUCCAUCUCCACAAUUAUUGAAACAUUGAAUUUCUACUACUUGUAUAUUAUAUUCAUUUCGUAUGCAAUGCUAAAUUAGACCCAAUUCUCAUAUCACUCAGAUCUUCCACAGUUACUUGUUCAUUUAAUUUUGAUAUUUUUCACUCACCAAGCGGGAUUUUUUUUGUACCACUA